Messenger RNA from Sparassis crispa, 585 nucleotides. RefSeq names its product Cell division control protein. The transcript is spliced from 8 exons. The coding region runs from base 1 to 585 and encodes 194 amino acids. Gene Ontology annotation, biological process: actin filament organization; regulation of cell shape; small GTPase-mediated signal transduction. NCBI's taxonomy places the organism in Eukaryota, Fungi, Basidiomycota, Agaricomycetes, Polyporales, Sparassidaceae. Gene Ontology annotation, cellular component: plasma membrane; cell cortex; cytoskeleton. Gene Ontology annotation, molecular function: protein kinase binding; GTP binding; GTPase activity. The record is from RefSeq and is a predicted model, not a curated record.
AUGCAGGCCAUUAAGUGUGUUGUUGUCGGAGAUGGUGCGGUAGGGAAGACAUGCCUGCUGAUCUCUUACACGACCAAUGCUUUCCCGGGCGAAUACAUUCCGACUGUAUUUGACAACUACUCCGCCAAUGUCAUGGUCGACGGCAAGACUAUCUCGCUCGGUUUGUGGGACACUGCGGGCCAAGAGGAUUACGACCGCUUGCGUCCGCUCUCAUACCCCCAAACUGAUGUCUUCCUCAUCUGUUUCUCACUCGUGAGUCCUCCAAGCUACGAGAAUGUUAGAACGAAGUGGUACCCCGAAAUCUCCCAUCAUGCUCCUUCGACUUCGAUUGUUCUAGUAGGAACGAAGCUUGAUCUGCGGGAAGAUCCAGCUACGAUUGAGAAACUGAGAGAUCGUCGUAUGACGCCUAUUCAGUACUCACAAGGCGUCGCGAUGGCAAAGGACAUUAGCGCAGUGAAGUAUUUGGAGUGUUCUGCACUGACGCAGAAGGGGCUGAAGACUGUUUUCGAUGAAGCCAUCCGAGCCGUCUUGAACCCACCUCCGACAAACAAGAAGCCCAAUAAGCCCAAGUGCAUCAUCGCUUGA